This is a messenger RNA of Malus domestica (apple), 1286 nucleotides long. Its product is annotated as deoxypodophyllotoxin synthase-like. Gene Ontology annotation, molecular function: 2-oxoglutarate-dependent dioxygenase activity. The record is from RefSeq and is a predicted model, not a curated record. Lineage: Eukaryota; Viridiplantae; Streptophyta; Magnoliopsida; Rosales; Rosaceae.
UGUGUAUUACAUAUAUGUAUAUGCAGCUUAUCAACUCAUAGCCUCUUAAGCUUGUGAGAACUGUGAAGAAAGUUAAACAUGACCACGAGCACCCAAGCAGCAGCGGCCAAAAUUCCAGUGGUAGAUUUCUCCCUGGACGGCAUGAAGCCCGGGACAAGUUCUUGGCUCUCAAUACGCGACGACGUUUGCCAUGCACUUGAAGAGCUUGGCUGUUUCAUAGCAAUCCUGCCCAACAAACUUCCUUUGGAGGAGCUCCACAACUCCUUCGUUGGUGCAUUGAAAGAGUUGUUAGAUUUCCCCAUGGACGUCAAAGUGCGAGACAAAAAAGGGGCCUAUUUAUCUAUCCAUCCUCCCCAUGAAGGCUUGGGGGUGCUUAAUAACACCUCUGAAGAAAUUCAGAAGUUCACUCGUCAUUUUUGGCCUAAUGGAAACGAUCUUUUUUGUGAGGGUGCACUUGAGUAUGCAAAGGCGAUGGCAGAACUAGAUCAAGUUGUGACAAGAAUGGUAUUUGAAAACUACGGUGUAGAGAAGUAUCAUGAUGCUCACGUUCAAUCAACUUCUUACCAUCUCAGAUUCAAUAAAUACAAAAAUCCCAAGAAAACUGGAAUGGACGUGGGGUUAAAACCUCAUACGGACAAUAGCUUCUCCUCCAUACUCCAUCAAAAUCAGGUCUGUGGUGUGGAGAUAUGUACAAAGGAUGGUGACUGGAUAGUUUUUUAUCCUCCGCCGUCAUCCGUUAUAUACCUAGCCGGAGAUGUAUUUCAGAUUUGGAGCAACGACAGAAUACGACCUUGUAGACAUAGAGUUUCGUUGACGGAAGAUGAGGUAAGAUUCUCGAUUGGGCAAUUCACAUUUAUGAAAGAGGUGGUGAGCAUACCAAACGAACUCGUGGACGAGGAUCACCCUCGACUGUACAAGCCACUGGAUCAUUUAGAAUUUUUCAAAGAAGUAAAACUCAUUGACGGUAAGCCUGAUCGUUUAGUCCAGGAAUAUUGUCGCAUUUGAGUUCUUUGGUCCAAGGUCCAAGAUCCAAGCAGCUGGUUCCUCUUUUGCCUUUUAUUUUCUACUGUCAUGUAUUUUCUUUUCUUUUAUUGUUUCUUCCUUUUCAGUAAAUUAGAUUGCUAUCGUUAAAUAAAGAUGUUUUCUUGCAAGAGACCAUGUAACUCAAGUUGUUAAGAACAUCUUCCUGUACACCUGAGGUCUUGAACGACCCUUCCUACCCUCCCGCUUGUAUUAAGAAAAAAAAAAGUAGUUUUUUCAAUUAAGUAUUGUCGCAUUUGAAAUGA